CAAAUGAACUGCCUUCCAUUAAGAUUAGGAAUCCUAGAGGUCUUUCUGAGGCUCACAUUGAAAGUAUUUCAGACAAUCUUCAUGGACUUACUGAAAGUCUCCUUGGAUGCCCAAUGUUGUAUCAAAUUAUUGAUUAUGCUAAGGAAAGUUUGACUGAUAACAACAUACCAAGCUGCACAUGUGCAAUAUGCUUAGGUCACUUUCAGGAUCACGACUGUUUUACCAAAACGGACUGCUAUCAUUAUUUUCAUUGUCACUGCUUACUCAGAUACAUCGACUAUCAUCUCAACCACUGUGAUGAAAAUAGUGAUGACAGCAGUGCACAACAGAUUAUUUGUCCAAUGUGCCGUGAACCAAUCACCUAUGACUUGGAUGCACUCAAAUCAGCACCUGAUUUGGACAACAAUGAAGAAAAGAUUGUUUAUCAUGCUGAUGCAGAAAUGAAAAGACUUCAACGCGAGAUGUCCAAGUUAUAUAACCAACAGCUGCAGAAAGGAGGAAUCAUCAAUGUCGAGGAGGAGAAAAAUAAAGCUGUUAUCAGUCUAAMUAUGGAAUCCAGUAGUCCUCCAAUCUCAUCUUCAAUYGAGAAACCGGUUGUAAGCGAGAUACCRAAUCCCGYGUCAAGUAACUCCAGUAUGUCUAGUUCUAGUUUAGUGGAAAGUAAAGGUACUGAAAGAGAAGGAAAAUCACGGGUUGAMAGACCUUCCUCCUCUAGAAAAAAYAGAGGCAGAGGAGGACAUCGACCUUGGAGUGAGGGACGGAGGAGCGACCGGAGUGAUGAUAGAUGGAKUGGUCAAGCAAAGGGCUUCGAKAAGAAAAGGGACGUCAAUAAACAAUUUUAUAGGGGUGGCACCUCUCGUAGAAGAACUGCUGACCGAAAUGGAAAGGAUAAUAAUAAAACACUUGGAAGUGAAGAAGUUUCAAAGAAAAAUCGUGAAAUAGAGCCACAAAGACUCAAAGAAAAUUCACAUGUUGAAAAAGGGGAACAGACACGCCCAGAGAAAGGGGCAUUGCCAUCGUCGCCUAUAGAUAACACUAAAAGRAGAAAUACCAAUACUUUGUCAACAWCGAAUGAGAUAGAAAAUAAUACGAGCACAUAUCGGGAACACACUAAGAAAGCAGAUAAUAGUAAUAAUAAACUUAAUUCUAAUGAAAAAGAUGCCCCCAGCGAGACUUCUCGUGCCCUAAGUCAUCAAGACAGACUUGACCGCACUCACUCGGAAUCGCUCAGCAAAAAACAAGCCGAAGUAGUGGAAUCUUCUCAAAAGGGCAAAACACGACCAAAACGGGAUAAUUACAAAUCCUACAGCAAAGAAAGCAAAGUAGUUGAUAAACAAAAAUACCCGAAGUCGUCUUACAAAAGAUCUGAACAAUCCAAAUCACGGCCUGGUAKUAGUCCUGUUGCGCCUCCCCCUGGAUUUGAARCUUUUGAUAAUAAAUCUGGAGGAAGAAGGCCACCGCCUGGCUUCGAAAAUAAUUCGGACUCUUCAAUCCCGAAACCACCUGGAUUCUAAAUGUCAGUGUCAACGCACGUUAUAAAAAAUCUGCAUAUUAUUUAACUUCUUGAUAUUAAAGUUCAAAUUAUUUUAA
This is a messenger RNA of Exaiptasia diaphana, 1590 nucleotides long. Its product is annotated as E3 ubiquitin-protein ligase RNF25. Gene Ontology annotation, biological process: protein ubiquitination. Gene Ontology annotation, molecular function: ubiquitin protein ligase activity. The record is from RefSeq and is a predicted model, not a curated record. Bases 114 to 1514 code for a protein of 466 amino acids. Lineage: Eukaryota; Metazoa; Cnidaria; Anthozoa; Actiniaria; Aiptasiidae. Gene Ontology annotation, cellular component: nucleus. The transcript has 7 exons.